Molecule: messenger RNA, 2539 nt
Organism: Solenopsis invicta (red fire ant)
Lineage: Eukaryota; Metazoa; Arthropoda; Insecta; Hymenoptera; Formicidae
Gene: casp
Product: FAS-associated factor 1
Exons: 12
Coding region: 229-2151 (640 amino acids)
Cellular component (GO): nucleus; endoplasmic reticulum
Molecular function (GO): ubiquitin binding
Source: RefSeq, a predicted model, not a curated record
CUUAAGCACCCGUUGACAUCCGUCGGAGCCACGCUUCACCACUGCACAAUUUUAUACGCGUUGAGACGCCGAGUAUAUCCUACAUGAAGAUUUCGUGGUUCAAGACGUCAAUGGCUCACAGUUGUUGUUCAUAUUAUUUGUAAUAGCGUUUAAGAUAAUAGGGCGCGAGAGUGUCGCAAAACUUGGACGAAGGAUCAUCUCGCAAUCCCGUGUCGGAAUUUCAUUACGAUGGCCGAAAAUCGAGACGCGAUACUGGCUGACUUUCAGGCUUGCACCGGAAUCGACGAUUUCGGAGAAGCUAUUUUGUAUUUGGAGGAAACAAAUUGGGACUUACUGGCUGCGAUAAAUAACGCAAUGCCACAGACUACACAGCAGCUACCAUCUGAAAUGGCUCCAGAUAUAGAAAUGGUGGAGGAAAUUAAAGUAACGCCACGUUCAUCCUCCUCAUCGAAACUACAGACAAUGCAGAAUUCAAAAAAGACAGGAGCCGUGAGCACAGUGGACACAGUAGAGAAUUCAAAACCUGGCACAAGUAGACCUAAAAGUUGCAUGAAAAAUCGAACACUUACAUUCCACGUUACCUAUCUCAAUGACGUUUAUAAAAUAAAUAUUUCCGAGUUAUCCACUUUAAAAGAACUUAAGCAAUUUAUAUUUUACAAAACGGGUGUAGCACCUUGCCAACAGAAACUUAAUGGGUGGAAAAUAGAACCUGCAACACCGACCAUGGUGCUAAAAAUUUUAGAUCUGCCUAGAGAAAACACAUUACUCCUAACAACGUUGUCGCAAGAUGGUGACUUGGCUCACGAGACUCUAAGUCUGUCAGAACGUAUGACUCUGACCUAUACGUUGAACGUAAAGGAUGAGGUGCAUAAUAAAACGUACAAGCUGAAGUUCCCUGGUACACGCACAGUGUUAGAGGUGAAGACGGACAUCUACUCGUUAAUAGAUGUGCCUGUGCGAAAUCAACAAUGGAAGGGUUGGCCUAGUUCAUUGAAGGAUGAUGGUGUAAUAUUGGCACAAAGUGGUAUAUGCUAUCCGGAGCAUGAUCUUUCCGUCGGAAAGCUUCCCGCAAAAGAGGAAAAGAAGAAGGUUGUCGAUCUAAUUGACAGCGAUAGUUCCAUAGAUGAGCCUGAGGAUGUGGAAGAAUUUGAUGUUCCGGAAGAAUUUACUGGCGACGACGAUAUUUUCAUAGACGAUGUUAAGCCCACGAAAGUAGAACGUCUCUUGCCGGAAAUUGUAAUAGAUGAAGUGAUGGGUACGCUACAUUUUGCGGAACAAUUUGAAAAGCGAUAUGGAGCAGCGCAUCCAGAAUUCUUCACUGGUACAUUCGAGGACGCCCUAAAGGAAUCGUGUUUAAAACCAGCGAAAGAGAGAAAAUUAUUGGCUGUAUAUUUGCAUCAUGACAACAGUGUAUUAGCAAAUGUCUUUUGUACUCAACUGUUAGGUUUCGAAACUGUGCUUCAACUUCUCUCGGCAAAUUUUAUAGUAUGGGGUUGGGACAUCACGUAUGAAUCUAACAAAGAAAGAUUUUUAUAUUCUAUAACUCAAACCCUUGGUACUGUCGGCACGUUGGCUAUAUCAAGCAUAGACGUUGAUACCUUGCCAGUUCUCAUGAUUAUUAUGAGAUCUAGAUCAAACACAGAGAUAUUUACUAUCGUACAUGGCAAUGUAGGUGUUAACGAAUUACUAACAAAUUUGGUACAAGCCGUCGAUGUAUUUCAGGAACAAAGACGAGCUGAUAUUGGCGUUGAAGAAGAACGACAGGCUAGAGAAAGAGUCAAGCAAGAACAAGACAGAGCUUAUCAAGAAAGUUUAGCAGCUGAUAGAGCAAAAGAAGAAGCGAAACAAAUGCAAGAGGAACUUGAAAAGAAACAGAAAGAGCAAGCUGAAAACGAGAGAUUAGCUGAAGAAGCGAGGAAAGAAGCUCAUAGACAAGCUGUAGAGUCUAGUUUACCACCUGAACCGCAACAGGGAGCUGGUGAUGGAGUGAUGAUAGUAAGAGUACGGCUUCCGGCAGGGAAAUUCCUGGAACGUAAAUUUCAAUCGGAUACACCGUUACAAACGCUCUUUAAUUUCCUUAUUGUGGAAGGUUAUCCUACAGAGGAAUAUAAGAUCCUAUCUAGUUGGCCUCGAAGGGAUGUAAGUAAAUGAUUUAACAUCUAUGGAUUCAAAGCUCACUUUGAUGGAACUGAAAUUCUGUUCCCAGGAAACAGUAAUUUUACAGGAACGAUAAAUAAUAAUGUUGUAAUUAAAUUCAAAUGUAGAAAUUAAGUGUCGCGAAUAUUCUUCAGGAAUGUAUUUAUUUAACAAUUUCGAAAUAGCGAUUACUGAGUCCUGUUUAUCAUGCGAUUAUACAUUUUUACGCUGAAUUUUUCUUAUACAAUGAAGUCUCGUACAUAACGCAAUUCGCGCGAAUAUAAUUUUUAUUUUAUAAAAAAAGAAGGAAGCGAAAAUUUGUUUCGCAUGCGUACAUAUAUUAUAUACUUUAAAUUUUCAGGAAUAAAUUGUAUUUCGAACAAAUUCGAUUUCAAACAAAAAA